AUGACCGGAAGCGUUGCGGCCGAACACGUCAAGGAGGAGGUAUCUAAGGAGGUAAAUUUUAAACCCCAAGUUUUUCUGCUCAUCUCUAAGUAAAAAUAUCUGUUCAAAGUUUCCUUUUCCUCUAGUUCAUUUGACAAGAAUUCGCCGUUGGGAUUCUUUCGAAAUUGCGUUUUGAUUUUUAAUAGUACAAUAAUUCAUUAAUAUUUUAGUUAUUAAGAUGAAGCAAUUAAACGUUAAAAUGUUUUUCUUAUUUAGAAGUUAAAAAAGAAGUAUUAAAAAGUUUUACUCUAGGUGGUUUAUCGAUUUUUUUUUCUGUUUUAAGCCUCAAGUUGUCGAUGGAUCGGAUGAUUCGGAUGACGAAGGAGCUGUCGAGCAGGAGCUCACCGAAGAACAGCGUCGUGUGGCUGAAGCCGCUGGACUCGGCGACCAGGUCGACAAACAAGCUAAGCAAAGCCGCUCGGAGAAGAAGGUAAUUACCUUAUUAAACAUAUAAUAUGAAUAAAAAACUCAGGCUCGAAAGUUGUUCUCGAAACUUGGGUUGAAACAAGUUACGGGAGUUUCUCGUGUGUGCAUCAGAAAGUCCAAGAAUAUCCUCUUUGUUAUUAACAAGCCUGACGUCUACAAGAGCCCCGGAUCAGACACUUACAUCGUCUUCGGAGAAGCUAAGAUUGAAGAUCUCACGCAGCAUGCCCAAAUGUCGGCCAUCGAGAACAUGAAGCCAACCCGAGAAGCACCUCAACUCAAGACGGUUGAAGAAGACGAUAACGAAGAUGUUGAAGUAAGUUUUUUUUUUUCGCAAAGAGUUGUGACCUGUCUUUUCCAUCUGAGUUUAAAAAAGUUUUGUGUAUUCAGGAGGAUGCUACUGGUAUCGAAGAAAAAGACAUCGAACUGGUGAUCUCGCAGGCCAACACUACUCGUAACAAAGCUAUACGUGCCCUGAAAGAGGCUGAUAACGAUAUCGUGAACGCGAUCAUGAGUCUGACAAUGUAG
This is a messenger RNA of Caenorhabditis auriculariae, 990 nucleotides long. The record is from the annotation of a GenBank genome assembly. Lineage: Eukaryota; Metazoa; Nematoda; Chromadorea; Rhabditida; Rhabditidae.